AUGGCGCUGCUGAACUAUCUCAGCGAUGCUUACCUGACGUUUGCGGCGAGCGCACAGGGCAUGGCGAGCACGUGUCGGAGUAUUGGGGGAGCCGUACUACCCAUUGCGGGCCGCAGAAUGUUCAUGGUCUUGGGGAUCAACUGGGCAUGCAGCCUACUAGCAUUCUUGGCAUUGGGAGUGGCCGUGAUCCCAUUCGUCUUCAUCCGAUUUGGCGAUCGCAUCAGGGCGAACAGUAAGUUCUGCCAGGAGCUGAGGCGGAUGAUGGAGGAGCAGAAAGAGAACCAGAGACGGGAGGAGGAGAGGCAGCAGAGGACGGGUAGCGGAGUGGAGAAAGGAUUUGAAGGGGUCUAG
This is a messenger RNA of Cyphellophora europaea CBS 101466, 351 nucleotides long. RefSeq lists its product as uncharacterized. Gene Ontology annotation, molecular function: transmembrane transporter activity. The coding region runs from base 1 to 351 and encodes 116 amino acids. Gene Ontology annotation, biological process: transmembrane transport. The transcript has a single exon. Lineage: Eukaryota; Fungi; Ascomycota; Eurotiomycetes; Chaetothyriales; Cyphellophoraceae. The record is from RefSeq and is a predicted model, not a curated record.